AUGUACGACAAGGAUAUAACGGAAAGCAACCAUAGCCACAGUGGAGAUGACAAUUCUCAUGAGGCCAGUAGUCAGAGAGAUUCAGAAAAAGGUCUCCUGACUGGUGAUUUCACCCAGAGGGCCAAGGAGUACGACCCGGAGAAUCAUAAACCACAACGUUGGAGCGUUCGUUCUUGCGCCUGGACGGUCUGGUUCACUUGUCUCAACAUCGCUGUGCUAUGCGGAUCCGUUCUCUUCCUCAUGUCACCGCUCUCGAGUCAGGCCUGCCUGCGACAUCUAAGCGACCAGGACAAAUGGAAAGCAUCCUCGGCUUAUGCCCCAAUCCUUGAACGAUUCGACAUCCCCCGACAGGAGCUGAUCACCAACGGCUCCCUAUACGAUGGCUCACCACCAUCCAUCAUGCGCAUGGCCCAAGGCGAUGAAGCCGACGACGAGUGGAACCGCAUCAGCUCCCACGUCUUCCCAAUCCUCAUAUCCGCCGACGAGAUCCGCAAACUAGGCAAAGACCCCUCGCUCGCCGUGCGCGUGCCCGAUGAAUUCGGCUACGGGCCGGACGCCUACAUCGCGCAAACCGAGGUCUUCCACCUGCUGCACUGCCUCGACAUGCUGCGCAAGGAAAUCUCCUACGAGCACUACUAUUUCCCAAUGUUUGGCAACAACCCGGACGCGCAGCACACAGCGCACAUCACGCAUUGUGUGGAUAUCCUGGCGCAGUUUAUCAAGUGUCAGAGCCCUGCGGAUGUGAUCCUGUUCAAUUGGGUCGGGGGCUGGGAUCAGCCGUUUCCGGACUUUUUUAAUAAGCAUGUGUGUCGGGAUUAUGAGGCGUUGUUGGCGUAUGUUAACGAAAACUCGUUGCCAAAGGAGGUGUUUCAGCAGAUGAAGGUGCCUCCGGCGGAUUAUCCUGUUCAGCCAGAUCCUUCCAUUGCCCCGUUUGUGCCGACGGGAGUUCCGGAGUUGUAG
Aspergillus steynii IBT 23096 is the source of this 960-nucleotide messenger RNA. Its product is annotated as oxidase ustYa family protein. NCBI's taxonomy places the organism in Eukaryota, Fungi, Ascomycota, Eurotiomycetes, Eurotiales, Aspergillaceae. Gene Ontology annotation, biological process: mycotoxin biosynthetic process. The record is from RefSeq and is a predicted model, not a curated record. The transcript is spliced from 2 exons. The coding region runs from base 1 to 960 and encodes 319 amino acids.